Messenger RNA from Eimeria acervulina, 540 nucleotides. RefSeq lists its product as hypothetical. The record is from RefSeq and is a predicted model, not a curated record. Bases 1 to 540 code for a protein of 179 amino acids. The transcript has 2 exons. Lineage: Eukaryota; Apicomplexa; Conoidasida; Eucoccidiorida; Eimeriidae.
AUGUCGGCAGCGGCAGCAGCUGCAGCAGCAGCAGCAAACCAAGGGUCGGUGGAAGGGUCUCCGACAACUGGAGCCUCUGCGGCUGGGCGUGAAGGCUAUCCGCCUUCUUCGGGAGCAGGAGAAGGGCCCCAGGCGCAGCAGCAGUCUUAUCCCUUUGUGCUGCAGCACCAGCUGUUGUCGCAGGGUAUAUCUCACGGCUACCCGGGCAUGCUGGAUGGGGGGGCCCCCGUGGACCCAACGCAGGCUCAGGUCGCGGCCUUCGCCAACCAGGCUGCGAUGUAUGGGCCUUAUGGGUCUCCCUAUGCCCUCAACAUUCCUGCUCCUCCUCCGGGAGGCCCGUACUACCCCGGUCUGGGGGCGCACGUCCCCUUCGCUAGCACGGAGACCUUCAGCCUCCCGGGCCCCGCCUACUAUGACCCCUAUGGAAUGCUCAACCCUGCUGCAUGCGUUACUCCUGUGCCUCCCCCUGAGAACCGCGAAGCUGAGCAGCCCAAACACCUCCGCCGAAAGGCCAACAAAAAGUGGUUUGGGUGCUGCUAA